Messenger RNA from Menidia menidia (Atlantic silverside), 2474 nucleotides. NCBI's taxonomy places the organism in Eukaryota, Metazoa, Chordata, Actinopteri, Atheriniformes, Atherinopsidae. The record is from the annotation of a GenBank genome assembly.
UUGUACCGUUUGUUUUUUCGAGUUUACGAGCAGCUCUUGAAUGCACCAUACGUUUCUCAGCCGGUGUUUUCAUUCUUUUACGCCCCUCCGCUCCUAUGCGCUGGGUUCGAUGCCUCAGGGACUGUUGGCAUUGUAUUCAGAAGGGGUAUAAUUGUCCACUGUGCUCUUGAAGUGGGAGCCACAACCGAAGCACACCGUGCAUACAAGAGAGGCACUGGACAACAGUUGGAGGAUCAGGUGGAUAGCAUGACACUGACAAGGGGAUCAUUUACCUAUGCCAGUGGGGAAGAAUACCACGGCGAGUGGAAAGAAGGCAAGGCUCCUCUGUUUCUCAGCUGUAAAGAAAGUCGGAGACAUGGUCUUGGACAGCUCAAGUUUCAAGAUGGAUGUUGCUACACUGGCCAGUUUGAGAAUGGACUCUUUCAUGGCUCUGGCAUGCUGAUUUUUACAGAUGGAUCCAGGUAUGAAGGUGAAUUUGCACAUGGAAAGUUUCAAGGCACCGGGAUCUUCAGUCGAUAUGAUGGGAUGAAAUUUGAAGGGGAAUUCAAAGAUGGCCGUGUUGAAGGAUAUGGGUUAUUGACUUUCCCAGAUGGAAGUCACGGUGUUCCACGGAAUGAGGGCCUGUUCCAAAACCACAAGCUGCAGAAAAGAGAAAAGUGUCCAGGAGUGGUGCAGCGGGCUCAGGCUUCAGCCUCCGGUGCUCAUAGCCUGGCACUUUAGAGUUCCAGGGCCCUGGAGGAGACACAGGCCUCAGGGAUGGAUGCUUCCCUGCAACUCUCUAUUUUCAGUUUAGCUUUUGUUUUUGUGCACUCUCCUCCCCUUCACAGCAACCUGAAAUGCAAAUGCAAUUGACCAACUUAUAGCUUUCACGGUGAUUGACUUGAUGCAAGCCUUUUAACCUCACAAGUCACACAUAAAGAAAAUGCUGCUGUUUCUCAUAUUCUGAUUGUACAACUGCAAGUGUUUCUUACAUCAAACUGGAGACAAUGAAGAGCUCUUUCGGAAUCUUUUUGGUAAGCCCUUAUUUUCGGUUAGAUCAUUGUACUGUAAAAUGAUUCAAUCCAUUCAUUUGUUUGAAAUUUAAAGGGCCCCUGAGAAUACUUUGAAGAAAAAAUGUUGUAAAUAUGCUAUUUCCAUGACUCUGUGGGGUCAUACUUCCUAACAGUUGUGCUGCAAACCUUUCAUGGAAUCCAUUUUGCCGCUGGUGUUUGUCCAUUUGGAGACCCAUUGUUCACGUUUGCCUUAAAGACUUCAUUUUUGUACGACAGCAUAUUUGAAUAUUGUCCCGUGGAAAAGCAGAUGACGCAUGGUGCCCCCUUCUCCCCCUCUCUCGUAAAUAACUUACUCUUAUACCUGUUGGCCUGAUUGUUUCCAAGCCGUGGCAGGGUGUUCACCCCAAUUGAUUCUUCUUUAAAAAAAAAAAAAAAAAAAAAAACUCCACUCAAACUGGAAAUCACUGGAGGGGAUAUUUAAGUAGAGACUCUACUAAGCGUCUUUGAAAAGGAAACGUUAACCAAAUGCAUUGAAUUAGGGACCUGAGUCCUAAUAUGGCAGCUGGAUGAUGGUAUUUACAUAUAAGGUGCAUAUUUAAGCAUGUAAUGCUAAAAUAGCUGUUUUUGUAUAAAAUAAUUGUGAUGUGUUUAGAGAUGUUGAGAAUUCAUAAGUCAUCCUCGUUCCUCUGUACAUUACAGUACAGAUAAUUUCAUUGUGCAUGAACAGUUAAUAGGCCUUACAAAUCAGCGGUUUUACUGAGGUUGCCUAAGAAUCCUUUAACCAAAGAAAACUGAAACAAUAAAACAGGUAGGAAAGCCAAAAUAGUUCAAAGUUGGUGUAUAGGUUACGUCUUUACAACUGUGCGAUGAAGACAAUUAAAUAAAAACUCCACUAAGGUUUCAAGCACACAUGAAAAACAGGGCCGAAAGAUUAAACAGGGAUCUGAUAUGACUUUCUGUUGAGACUCUUCCUGAAAUCAGUAUAUUUCAGAGGUUAAAAUUGCUAGCCCAUGCCAGUGCUUACUCUAAAUAAAUGUUUUGGUACAUCCAUGUGACAAAUAACAGUACCCACACAAAAUAAUACUUAUGCUGAUAUCAGUUUCACUGCCUCAAAGCAUAUUUGUGUCUUUACUUUAUAUUCAGGGAUUGUCCUAUUCUUAAAUUUCACAUCACAUCGUGUUUCUUUCCCACCUUGUUCAAAUCAGCAUUGGCUUGUGGCAUCUUUGCCCACUUACUUAAUGCCUGAUUGUAACUGAUUGCACAAGGAUCAUUUUUCCAUUUCUACUUCGAAACAAAUGGUGCUUCAAAACUGUGCCUGUCUAGACUUUGAUUUGCCUGGAAAUUCUCAUUGCUAUGGUUACCUUUUUGAGUUCCAUUUGAAUGGUUUGUGAGUGCUCUUAUAAAAUCUGCACAGGGUCCUCACAUAAUCCUGGAAUAAGUCCACUCUGUAUCAUAGAGGUGUGCAAAUAAAGGAUUGUAUCA